Molecule: messenger RNA, 2944 nt
Organism: Acanthopagrus latus (yellowfin seabream)
Lineage: Eukaryota; Metazoa; Chordata; Actinopteri; Spariformes; Sparidae
Gene: cdc14b
Product: cell division cycle 14B
Exons: 12
Coding region: 1-1371 (456 amino acids)
Biological process (GO): regulation of exit from mitosis; microtubule cytoskeleton organization; cilium assembly
Cellular component (GO): spindle pole; nucleolus; mitotic spindle
Molecular function (GO): protein tyrosine/serine/threonine phosphatase activity; protein serine/threonine phosphatase activity
Source: RefSeq, a predicted model, not a curated record
AUGAAGCGCAAGAGCGAGAGGAGGCGAGCCGAGUCGAGGAAAAAGCGCUGUGCAGCUCACAACAGCUCGGAGGCGGCGCCAAACUCUGAUAUUUACAUUGAGAUAACAGAUCAACUAUAUUUCGCCAUAUUAAAGCAGAAGAUCAAGAGCACAGCCGAACGACACUGUUUCUGCAUAGAUGAAGAACUGGCAUAUGAAAACUUCUAUGCGGACUUUGGUCCCCUCAACCUGGCCAUGUUUUAUCGCUUCUGUUGCAAGCUGACAAAGAAGCUCAAGUCCAUUACACUCUCGAGGAAGAAGAUUAUAUUUUAUACCUGUGGAGAUCAGAAGAAACAAGUCAACGCUGCCUACCUAAUCGGCUCGUAUGCAGUUAUGAAUCUAAACAUGUCGCCAGAGGAGGCCUACAGUCUGCUGGUGUCCAGGAACUCAACAUAUAUUCCAUUCAGAGAUGCUUCGUUUGGAACCUGCAUGUACAACCUGAACAUCCUGGAUUGCCUUCGGGCCGUUCAUAAGGCACUGCAAUAUGGCUGGCUCAACUUCUCCAACUUUGAUGUGGAAGAAUAUGAGCACUAUGAGAGAGCUGAAAACGGAGACUUAAACUGGAUCAUUCCAGGAAAGUUCCUUGCAUUCAGUGGGCCUCAUCCAAAAAGCAAAAUAGAGAAUGGGUACCCUUUGCACGCUCCUGAGGCCUACAUCCCGUACUUCAGGAAUCAUAACGUCACCGCUGUUGUGAGACUUAACAAGAAGAUGUACGAUGCCAGGCGUUUCACGGAGUCUGGGUUUGAGCAUCACGAUCUGUUCUUUGUGGAUGGGAGUACACCGAAUGACUCCAUUGUCAGGAAGUUCCUCAACAUUUGUGAGAAUGCCGAAGGAGCCAUUGCUGUUCACUGCAAAGCGGGUCUGGGGAGAACUGGCACUCUGAUCGGCUGCUAUAUGAUGAAACAUUACCGGCUGACUGCUGCAGAGGCCAUCGCCUGGAUACGGAUCUGCCGACCAGGGUCCAUCAUUGGACCUCAGCAGAACUUUGUUGAAGAGAAGCAGAAUAGUCUGUGGGCAGAGGGAGAUAUAUUCCGGGAGAAGGUGCAGAAUGAACGAGAAAAUGGAAAGAUGGCUGUGACCAGGAUCCUGUCGGGAGUGGACGACAUAACCAUCAAUGGAAGCAACAAAAACAGGCCGUCCAAGAAAGAAGAAAUGGAACUGUAUAAUGAUGAAGAGGAGAGAAAUGGUCUGACACAGGGAGAUAAACUGCGUGCCUUGAAGAGCAAGCGGCAGUCCCGAUCGUCCACUGGCUCACUAUCGCAGGUGGUAGCGUUCUGCUGCAGCCUCAUGGGCACGGCGUGGCCGAUGUGUUGCCUGCCGUUCAAAAGAUAGCAGAGAGAGGCAGAGAAUGACAGGGGGAGAGGAAAAACAGAGAGAGGAUGUGAGGUUUUGUAUAUUGGAGGUAAGUGCAUGUCACUUCCUUUCUAGCUGACAUCCUCUUCCUGUAGAAAUGGUUUGCUGUGCCAGUGAAUGGUAUGGCUGACUUGACAUUUUAUUUUGUUUCUUUUUCCUUUUAUUUUUCUCUGGAUGACUAUGGUGUGAAGUGGAGAUGCAUUUAGUGGAUGCAAUACAUUUACACGCCUUUCCAUUAUCUGCCUCUCAUGGACACACUGAACUGUCUGGCGGUGAUAUUGAGGCUUGUCUGAGAUAUCCCCCGAGUUACAGUGAAGCUCUCGAGUUGAGCCUGCUGUACUUGUUAGCAACAGCACCGAUUAUUCAACUAAUCACGGUUUUUGUGCAAGAUCUGGAUUAGUUGAAUUAAAGGUUUUAGUGCUUGGCUUGUUCUACUGACUUGGCACUUCUGAAAAAUAAAUGAUACUAAGGCCAACUGGGUCCAGUUUAAUAAAGCUCACUUGCCUGUUCAACCACUUCAACUGUAGGUGAAAACUGAUACUUUGGUGUUCCAUUCAUCUUUGACUGAGGUGUUUAAUGACUUUAAUUAGCUGCUUCAGCGGUUUUGUUGGGAUGGUAAAUUCCUCCUGAUCCUCAUCCUAAUACAAAGGAUAUAGACGGACAUACGUGAGGAGGUAGUACGACAGUGGGUGAUUAUCUGUUCUCAAGAGGGAGUCGAGGCAGAAGGGAGAUUUGCUUGCACUUCAGGCCAUAUGCCUUAUCAGCGUUGCUACACAGACAUCUAACUUCCAGCUGAACCUCACCAUCUGGCUCCGCUGUUUGUUUUAUUGUGUAACACAGAAAAUGCAUGUUGAAUUCCGGCGACAAUUGGAGCGUAGAGUGUAUAUGAGAAACUUUUCAUCUUCUCUGCCUUUUUUCAUGCAUGGCGACAGGCAUGAAACCCUUGGACACGCACGCAUGGACAUGCCUCUAUGUUUGUGUCUAACAUGUAAUUAAUGUUGGGCCGGAUUCAUUGUCGAUUGCCUGUUGUUUUUCCAUUGCUUCAGUGACUGGAUCAGCGUACACGUACCGUCCAAGCUUUGUUUACUCCUUCACGUUUCCGUCUCUGCCCGCUUCUUAUUAAAUGGGCUGUUUUGGGGGAAUAAUAUUUGUUAAUGAAUACCCAAACAUUUGUAAGAUUUGUGCAUGUUUAUGUAGAUAGAGUAAUUUUUCAGAGCUUAACCAACAUAUUGGCAGACUGGUAUUAACCAUUAAGCUUAAUUAUCAGUAUAUUAUCAGCUUUUUAGGUUCAAUAUCGUAAUCUACUCCAAAAUUUCCCAUAUCGGUCGUAUUCUGAGUAUACAACAAAGUGCAAACACAUCAGAGCAAGUGAAGAACAAAAACUUGCUGACUGGCACUGUAGGAUGCAAGGCUCUGUGAAGGUAUUACAUCUAAUCCAGUCCCAAUGGAAAAGCAGAACAUCAGAGGCAUUGUGUCCUGCCUGGACGUCUCUUGUCUCUCCUUCCUUUUUUCCCCUCCUUUUUUUCUGUUUGCUCUUGUUGUUGGAUUUGUC